CAACUUUACUUUUUUAUCUUUUGGACGAACUAAUUCGGAUUCUCCAAAGCUUUUUAAAUUCUGAGCUAUUCUUGUCUGUAAUUCGCCAUGCCCAAAGGCCAAGCUCAUCCAAUUUCAUGUUCUAUCCCCGUCUGGGGGAUCUCUCUAGAACCUCAAUUCAGAAUACUUAGAUUAUGCAAAAAUGGGCAACAAAGAGAAAAUCUUGGAGUACAGACAAAGGCUUGAUAAGACACUAGCAUCUCAUGAUCUUUCAAAUGAGGAAGCUAUUAAGUGCCGUCUCAAGAAUGAACUCCUACAUUCAUCGCCAUCUGAGAAUCAGGACUAUGUUGAACAUAUUGUGGACAAAAGUGGGAAACAAGUCUUGAAUAGUCUUGACAUGUUGAGGAGUGUGGAAGAUGGCGACUGGAAGAUGAAACAAGAUACUGAUGAGUAUCGUGUAAUGUAUCGAGAAGGACCUCAAGGGACUCCAUUGCAUUCACUACUUGUUGAAGGAUUUGUUGAUGGGCCUAUGGAUGUUUGUGUAUGUCUUGGGUGGGAAGUAGGCCUAUUUCAUAAAUGGUGGCCUCAGUUCAACUUUCCUACUUUCAAAAUCAUAGAAUCUAAAUGUGUCCAAAAGGUUCGAAUAGGCGAACAGAUUGAUUUGGUCAGAAUGAAGUGUGCCUGGCCUUUAUCAGCUAGAGAGGUUGUUGUGCACUGUUUUGAAGUCGAAUUUUUAGAAGAUGAUCUUCUCAUUUUUGUUCUGAAUUCGGUGACUGAUACAGAGAGUGUUGAUAGAAGUACACAUGGGUUCACCAAUGAUGGGAUACCUAAAGCAAAGGACGUCGUGCGCGCAGAGCUGGUAGGAGGCUUUGCCUUGCAAAAGGUUACCUCUAACAGAAGUUACUUUCGGAUAAUAGUGACAAUGGAUAUGAAGCUGGAUUUUGUUCCCCCGUCACUUAUUAAUUUUUUGUCAAGGCAGAUCAUAGGCAGUGGUUUUGAGCUCUAUAAAAAGGCCGUUGCAUCCGUGGCUAAAGGUGAUGAGGAUUUCGGCAAGGCCUUAAAGGACACAUUGUAUGUUCGAAUACGUGAAGGUUUGAAUCAGGAGAAAGGAUUGAAGAUAAAUUCUGAACCAAAAGUACUAGUGGUUGAGAAAUCUGCAGACAAGUGCGAUGGAAAAUCUGAAACUGAAAGUUUACCAGCUGAUGCAACAGUUACAGCCAAGUCUUCUCUUGGUGAUAAUCUGGUCAUUCGAUGUAAGCAGGAAGCUACCUCCGUUUCAGGUCAGACAUCUCAACAUGAGAUUGAGGACGAGGAGAUUGAACAGCGUAAAAAAUCUGAAGAGGCAGGACAUGGGAAUGAACCUACUGACCAAUCUUCAUCUCGUUUAACAGGGGAACGGAUUAGCAAAGAGAAGAAGGUGUUUAUCAGUCCAGAGGUUGAACAUGCUCUUGGCAUAUUGGACAAUGUCAUUUCAAUGGUCAGGGGAAGUGGAAUUAUCAACCAGACUUGGUCUGGAUUAGGCUCUUCCAAUCAAAAGCUAGUAAAUUCUCGAACGACACCUCAAGAUCAUUCUGGCGGUGUAAUUUGUGUUAAAGCCCUCAAUACAGAUAAAAGGGAUGCCAAUUUGAGCAAAGACUAUUGUGAAGUUGCUAUCGAAGUCGAUGGUAGUAACAUUAAUGGUGGUGAAAAAUCCAGGCAAAGAAAGCACAGGUUGUGCUGCUUCCGCUCUGCUACAGAUCACUAGAGAAAAAUCCAGGCAAAAAAGUUGUUUCGGAUAUGUGGGUGGAUUGAGCAAUUUAUCAACCAAACCAAAUUCUUUCGCUUCUCCAGCAAUGUAUGUCAUAGUUUUUCAUGCAAGCAGUGGUCUGGUAAUAAUAUCCAUUUUGAAGCUUUACCUAGUUAAAGAAUCUGUAACCUUAAAACGCCUCUUUAAUACUGUCAACAAUAUCAAAAAUCAAACCAAAAUCCGUUCCUCAAAGUAAACUGUUACAUCUUGAGGACACAGAAGAAACCAGGAAAAUGUUUAAAUA
Messenger RNA from Papaver somniferum (opium poppy), 2009 nucleotides. RefSeq lists its product as uncharacterized. The coding region runs from base 182 to 1723 and encodes 513 amino acids. Lineage: Eukaryota; Viridiplantae; Streptophyta; Magnoliopsida; Ranunculales; Papaveraceae. The transcript has 10 exons. Gene Ontology annotation, molecular function: lipid binding. The record is from RefSeq and is a predicted model, not a curated record.